AUGGCGUGCGAUGAAGCUAAGCCGCUACACGCUGGCCCGGAAGAUGGUUGGCAUGGGAUCGUGGCACCCGGAUCGCGUUUCGCUCCGGAGUCCGGUCGGUACCACCUCUACAUUGGCUAUUUCUGUCCCUUUGCGCAUCGAGUCAACUUGGUGCGCGUCUUGAAGAAGCUCGACUCCGCAAUCGACAUAUCGGUCGUAAAGGCCUAUCCGAAAGGAGAAAAGGGCUGGUCAUUCCCUGGAGCCAAAGGCCCUGACGAUACUUACGAAGGCUCAACCCCGGAUAAAUUGUUUGGAUCUAAGUACCUUCAUGAGGUUUACUUUAGGGCAGACAAAGACUAUAAGGGAAAAUACAGUGUCCCUCUCCUCUGGGACACCAAGGAAGAUACCGCUGUGAAUAAUGAGAGCCUUGAGAUGUUGCGAUGGCUGCAGACAGGAUUCAAUGAGGUAUUGCCCGAAGGAAGCCCGGAGAGGAACCUCGAUCUCUACCCAGAGCAUCUACGAGCGAAGAUCGACGAAGUCGCAAAGUGGAUGACAAGAGACCUCAACAGCGGCGUCUACAAGGCAGGAUUUGCAAGGGAUCAAGCCGCGUAUGAGAAAGGUGUGAUACCUGUGUUUGCAGCUUUAAACCAGCUGGAACUAUUGAUCCACAAGAACAGCGGACCAUAUGUCCUCGGCAAAGACCUCACGGAGCUUGAUAUUUUGGCAUACGCGACGGCUAUUCGAUUUGACGCUGUUUACGUGCAGCACUUCAAGUGCAAUCUCGGAACCAUCCGCGGUAACUACCCUGUCAUACAUGAGUGGCUGAAAAACCUGUACUGGAACGUGGAUGGGUUUCGUGAAACGACCAACUUCAAACAUAUCAAAGAGAACUACACCAAGAGCCAUCAUGACAUUAACCCGCUUUCCAUUACGCCACUUGGCCCUUACCCGGAUAUCGAAUCUAGCGUCAAUCUCGACUUCAAUCGUAUCAAACCUGGCGCCAUAUCACACCCCGCAGUUCUUCAAUACCAGCAAACCCUUUCUAACGUUUGA
Molecule: messenger RNA, 1032 nt
Organism: Annulohypoxylon truncatum
Lineage: Eukaryota; Fungi; Ascomycota; Sordariomycetes; Xylariales; Hypoxylaceae
Product: glutathione S-transferase
Exons: 2
Coding region: 1-1032 (343 amino acids)
Cellular component (GO): cytoplasm
Molecular function (GO): glutathione transferase activity
Source: RefSeq, a predicted model, not a curated record